ACGCAGAUAGCUUGUUCGAAAAAUAUAAAUUGUUACUAUUUCUGUGGUGUUAGAAUUUGUUUUGUUUAAUUUACAGGUUGACAGAUACAUAAAUAUUUAUAUUUUUAAAUUAUUGGCAUUUAUAGUGCCAGCUUCCUUAUAAUUUUUUCUUUCAAUCUUUGAAGAGUUUGAUGAAUUAUGUAAAAUGGAUUACAAUUCUGAAGAUUCAUAUGACAAUAUUCCUUUGGAACCCAUGAUUUUGAUAAAUGAUGGUGAACAGGAAAAUGAUGAUGGAGUUACAGAAACAGAUGAAAAAAGUAACUCUGCAUUAACUGAGUCUAAUGGUCCUGAUAUUUCAAUCAUUCCAAUAAAAAGAAAGAAGCCCCUUUUUAAGAUAAAAUUAUUUGACAGAAAACCAGGAAUAAAAAGGAAAAAUUCAUACUCUGAUGAUGAAAUAUCAUUUAAUGAACAAAGCUCUGUGAGAAGGAGAUCAAGGGAUGUUAGAAUUGUGUCCAAAGAGGAAGCUGCAGAGCAUGCUUCAGAGCCUUAUCAAAAACGAAAAUCUUUACCAUUGGAGAAAUGUCCUAUAUGCAAAAAAUUCUUCAGAAGAAUGGCUACUCACCUUUUGAAACACGAAUAUGUAGAUCCUAAUGCGGAAGACAAUGGCUUGGUUUGCAAUUUUUGCAACAAAGCUUUCAACACACAAAGUAAUCUUCUAAUACAUCUUCGAACUCACACGGGUUUGAGACCAUAUGUCUGUGAAAUAUGCAGCAAAGGAUUUUCUCAGUCAUGCAAUUUAGUCAAUCAUAUGAGGAUACACAGUGGGGAAAGGCCAUACAAAUGUCCACAUUGCGAUAAGGCUUUCACACAGUCUGGUAACUUGAACAACCAUAUAAGACUGCAUACAAAUGAAAAACCUUUCAAGUGUCAUUUUUGCGACAAGGCGUUCGUACAAUCAGGUAAUUUGAAUUCUCACAUAAAAAAUAAUCACAGAUUUGGGGCUCGGGUUGUUGUCCCUGAUACAGAGCCAAGUUUAUCGGAAUCGAUUUUGAACCACACUAUUUGAAAUAGUUUUUAUUGAAGAUUUAUAUGAAAUUGAUUGUUUUCUCAAAUAACCAAAUGAGUGUAGAGGAAAUUGCAAUGCAUAUUUUUAAUAAUUCACUAUGUUUUCAAAGUAAGAGUCGCAAAGACUACAGAUCUAAAUAAAAUGAGGAAUCGUUAUUGUAGAUUUUAAAAUUCAAUUUGAAAUGAAAAAUUUAAGAGAAUCAUCAUAUUUUAAUAUGACAGAACUGCAAAUACUACUUGAAAUAUUGUGCCAUUUUGAUUAAUAAUUUCUGAAAAGUGAACAGCCCGAAAAGUAUAUAUUUUUUUGUUGGUUUGAAUUAGUCUUCCAGCUCAAACUUAAUAUAUAUCUUUGCAAUACAACUUGUUCAUUUUCUAUUAUCAAUCAAUGACUGCAUCUCAUAUCAAGCAAGUAUUUAUUUUCUUCCUUUUUAAUUAAAAAGACUGCUUUUUUCGCUUUCUGCCUUCUUUUAGACAGGUAAGUUAUGUGACAUCUACUGAUCUUGUAUUAUUUAUUUAGGAUCUCGUGAUAUCUAAUAAACUCAUGUAUUGAAUGAGACUUGGAUCUGAAUGAUAUCCGUUUUAUUUUAGUUGCUUAAGAAAAAAGAUGUCUCACAAUGAGAAAAUCAUUAUAUUGAAUAUUUUUUUUAUGAAUAGUAUCUGAUGUAUAAUUUUUUCAUAAAAAUAAAGAUUGUAAGCGGAAUAUUAUUUAUUGUAAUCAGUAGUUUUGUACAAUAUGUAUUUGAUAUCGAAAAAUCAAUAAAAAUUUAUUUAUACGAAA
This is a messenger RNA of Coccinella septempunctata (seven-spotted ladybird), 1822 nucleotides long. RefSeq names its product zinc finger protein 271-like. The transcript has 2 exons. NCBI's taxonomy places the organism in Eukaryota, Metazoa, Arthropoda, Insecta, Coleoptera, Coccinellidae. Gene Ontology annotation, molecular function: RNA polymerase II cis-regulatory region sequence-specific DNA binding; DNA-binding transcription factor activity. Gene Ontology annotation, biological process: regulation of transcription by RNA polymerase II. The coding region runs from base 185 to 1045 and encodes 286 amino acids. The record is from RefSeq and is a predicted model, not a curated record.